AAAGAAGAUAUCCAAAACGCUAGCAAAGAAAAAGAAAAUACAUUGGAUUAAGUUAAAGGAAAAGUGCACUACAUGAAGUUGCAUAGAGAAGGGAAUGCUACAACAAGAGAAGGAUAUGUCACAUUAUAACUAUGACAAUAAGUGCAUUUUGCAGUAUUCUAAAAUAUUCUAUUAAAAUGUGUUGGUAUUUAUAUAAAAAAAAGUGUUAAUAUUAGUUGACAGUUGGUUGGUAAUUCAGUUAUGACAAUUAGCAAUAGAUAUGUUAGAGCUAGUUACAUUAGUCAUAGUUUAAUGUGCUCUCUAAAAAUUAAUAACAGUAAUCCUAUAAAAAUAAAUAAUAAUAACAGUAAUGUACAUGAACUACUACACUGUUUCAAUCAAUUGCAUUAUUCAUAACAAAGACAAUUGGCCGGGGAAUUAAAAAAUGAAUUACAAUAAUGAUCAGCGCCACAUUUGAUGUCACAGUUUAAUUUGUUCCCUCCCAAGUUCCACGUACAAAUUCAAGAAACAUUUUUUCCCUUUGAUAAAUGGCAAAGAAAGAAAUUGAGUUGAAGGGUUCUUGCAGAAUCACACUCUGAUUCAAAGAGAGAAAGAGGAAGUGGGGUUGAGCCAAGUUACGAUAUUUUUGUUGAAGAUGGCGAAAGUGACACUUCAUGUGUACGACUUGACAAAUGGGUCGGAGAAGACGAAUAGCACCAUUGUUCACAUCAACAAGAUCUUCAAGAAUGGGAUUGGUCUAGGUGGUAUAUUCCACAGUGCUGUUCAGGUUUAUGGAGAUGAUGAAUGGUCAUUUGGAUUCAGUGAGGAAGGUACUGGAGUUUUUAGUUGCCCUUCAAGGAAGAAUGCAAUGUUUACAUAUCGAAGAUCUCUUGCUCUAGGAAAAACAAACUACAAUAUUUUCAAGGUAAAUCAAAUAUUAAGAGAACUUAGUAAAGAGUGGCCUGGAAAUUCUUAUGAUAGAUUCUCCAAAAAUUGCAACCACUUCUGUGAUGAAUUUUGUGUAAGACUAGGCGUGCCAAAACUACCAGGUUGGGUUAACAGGUUUGCUAAUGUUGGUGAUAUUGCUAUGGAAGUGGCUGGGAAUACAGCAUCAAGGUUUCGACAAGCCAAAACAGAAAUGGUAUCAGCAAGCAAAGCAGCAUACCGAUUCCUCUUUUGUGUUACAAAUAAUGUUAAAACUGAUAUGGAUGAUUCAAAUAGAGAAGAAUCUCCCAUAGUUCAAGUUGCUUGGUUGAAAAAUCUUGUUACUAAUGGUGUGAAACCAUCUACUUCUAGUAGUUCAGAAACUGAGAAUCAUAGUGAGGUUGUGCCUCAACAACAUAUAUAACAAAGUUUACAUCUUCACGUGGUAAUUGAAUGAUAGUAUAUAGUAGUAGAAACUAGCAUUAGCAUAGGUAUGCAUGUAGAUUUAUGUCAGAAACUUAAUUCAAUUUUUUACAUGUUAUUCAUUGUUUAUAAAAAAGUGUAUAGUUAUGAUUUCUUGUUCAUCUCAUUUUUUUUUGAACGGCACCUUGUUUGUAACUGUUCACAGAAAAUGUGGUUGUAAUGUUUUUUCAUAAUCUGACUUGAUUUUAAGCAGAUUGGAGUCAAAUCCCAUGGUAAUGGAAUUUGGUGGUUUGCA
Cicer arietinum (chickpea) is the source of this 1621-nucleotide messenger RNA. RefSeq lists its product as uncharacterized. The record is from RefSeq and is a predicted model, not a curated record. Gene Ontology annotation, biological process: protein deubiquitination. Lineage: Eukaryota; Viridiplantae; Streptophyta; Magnoliopsida; Fabales; Fabaceae. Gene Ontology annotation, molecular function: deubiquitinase activity.